AUGGCAGUAAUUAACCAACCCAACAGUCAGAUCAGAUUGACUAACGUUUCGUUAGUCAGAAUGAAAAAAGGUAAGAAGAGAUUCGAAAUAGCGUGUUACCAAAAUAAAGUUCAAGACUGGAGACUGAAAGUUGAAAAGGAUCUUGAUGAAGUAUUACAAAUUCCUCAAGUAUUUCAAAAUGUAUCUAAGGGACAAGUAGCCAAUAAUGAUGAUUUAAAGGAAUCAUUUGGUACUACUAAUCAAGAACAAAUUAUUUUAGAAAUUUUAAAUAAGGGAGAAAUUCAAUUAAAUGAAAAGGAAAGAUCAGCUAAUUUACAACAAAAACAGAAUGAAUUUUUAACUAUUAUUUCAACUAAAUGUAUAAAUCCAAAAUCAAAGAAAAGAUAUCCACCAUCGAUGAUUCAAAAGGCAUUGAAUGAAAUUAAAUUUCAUUUAAAUCCAACAAAACCAGCUAAAUUACAAGCUUUAGAUGCAAUUAAAUUACUUGUAGAGAAACAAAUUAUUCCAAUUGCUAGAGCACAAAUGAAGAUUAAAAUUGUAUUAAUAAGAAAAUUACAUCCUAAAGUAUUUAAUGAUGAAAUUAUUCAAUAUAUAGAUCAUAUAGAAGAUGAAGAUAAGACUGAUAAAACUUUUCAAUGUGUGGGGAUAAUAGAUCCAAUUAAUUAUAGAAAAUUAGUUAGUAUAAUUGAAGAAGGUGAAGGUAAAAAAGUGGCUAAAGGUGAAGGUAGUAUUGAAGUACUUGAUAUGGCAGCCAUUAAGGAGACAUAA
Molecule: messenger RNA, 768 nt
Organism: Scheffersomyces amazonensis
Lineage: Eukaryota; Fungi; Ascomycota; Pichiomycetes; Serinales; Debaryomycetaceae
Product: guanine nucleotide exchange factor
Exons: 1
Coding region: 1-768 (255 amino acids)
Biological process (GO): ribosome biogenesis; cytosolic ribosome assembly
Source: RefSeq, a predicted model, not a curated record